GUGAAGCCGGGCGAGAAGAAGGGGAAAAUUGUGUUCGGCAGUUUGAAAGGUCCUUCUGAUGUUACCUUCUUCGAAGGCAACGCCUACAUCGUUGAAAAGCCAAGGCAUCGCAUCUUAAAGGUGAAGCUUGGUGCAUCGCAUGGAGAGACCUUCUUCGGUGGCAAUCAGUCAGCCUGGUCGUCCUUGACCAGCUUACUCUACCCACAGCGGAUCAGCUUCUAUGGAGGUAAGGCGUACAUCGUCGACACGCAGAACGCCCGAAUUCUGAAAGUGACACCUGGAGAGAAAAAGGCUGAGCUCUUCUUUGGACAGAAAUGGUCCGGAGACACGCUUGCUCAACUGAAUACGCCUGCGAGCAUUACCUUCUUCCAGGGCAGUGCCUACAUCGCCGAUGCCAUGAACAGCCGCAUUCUGAAGCUGGCUCCGUUCAUGCGCGAAGCGGAGGUCUUCUUCGAAGGGGCCGGGUAUCUGUCCGACGUCACAUUCUUCGAUGGCGGGGCUUACGUUGCCAACGCAGGAAUGGGCAAUCGCAUCCUGAAAGUUCAUCCGACGGGGACGGAGAUCUUCUACGGAGAUCGCGCUCUUCUGCUACACUCCAGCUGGCUCAGAAGCCUCAAGAUGCACGAGGGCCAUGCCUACAUCGUGGAUGAAG
Symbiodinium necroappetens is the source of this 652-nucleotide messenger RNA. NCBI's taxonomy places the organism in Eukaryota, Dinophyceae, Suessiales, Symbiodiniaceae. The record is from the annotation of a GenBank genome assembly.